GUUUGCAUAUCGCAUUUGGCCCGGGGCAGUGGAGCCCCAGAGAGAUUGUCUGAGGAAAACUACAUGGAGGUGUCCAUCCAGCAGCCUGUCCUGCGUAAUGAGAAGAAGGGAGCUGCUGAGGCAGACAUGGCUGUGAUGUUCCACAGACAGGACCACCUGCCAGAGGAAGCAAGAGUAUUGUCCCUGAUUGAAGCUGCUGCUCUGGGCUACCACAUCUCAGUGCGUGGCUUUCACCUCACCCUCCGCUGUCCCUACUCCUCCCCUCUCUCAUACUUUGUCAAGGAGAAGGGCGUUGAUUUAGAGAUUGUCAAAACAAUCGUCCUGUACCGAAUUCAGAGCAACGUCCUCACUGUUGACACCACUGUUGCCUGUGCUUUGAAUGAGGCUACAGCAGAUGGGUCUGACCUGCUCUGGACUGUCCCUUAUAUUCUGUCUCCGUUAGUCUAUGGUCAAUUCAUAGAUAGAGGCAUGAGGAUGGAAGUGAAAGGCCAGGCUCUGAGUGACUCUGAAAAUAAAGAGAGGGGAUACAAGAUUGGCCUGCAGGGGGGUAGAAUGGAGGUCAGGAUUCCUCUUGGAGCCCAUGGUGGAAACAUUAAGAGUGGUGUUGUGAGGGGACGGUACAGCCAGUCCAUGUCUGUGGAUUUUUUCUUCAUGAGUCAGUGGGAGGAUAAGCGCUGGCCGCUAACACAGCAUCGCACCUCCAGGCUCCUUAACACUCCUUUCAUCCCACAAAUCCCAGUCUUUACCAACAACACAGUCCUUUCUGAGGGAUUGUUUUCUGUUACCUUUGGUGUCUUUGCGCCUGAUGUUUCCUUGCAGAAGGUGACAGUAGAUGGGGGUGGUGACCUUUUAACCUGGACCCAGGGCGACACAGACAGCCUCAAAGUAUCCAGGCUCCCCCUACCUAAUGGGAGCCACUCCUACCAGCUUGGUUUCCCAUUGUCACACCCCAAAAUAAUCCUAAAGCAUAUAGGUGGUGGCAACGAGACGUACAGCUUCUCUUUAACCUUUACUCUUAACAUCGAACCCAGCGGAGAAGUGUUUUACCAUCACGUCACUUUAGAGCAGAGGGUUGAAUACACAGCUCCGGGUUCCCUGAAGCUGGAGGGGAAGUGCACAGAGAAGAGCCUGCUGGUGCUGCUGCACCACGGGGCUAAGCCCGAUCUGCAGUGGGAGCUCUUCCUCGGAGCUCGCAAACUAGACUGGGACCUGGUGGAGAUCGGUGGGUUCGUGGUGGAGGCGGAGGAGGACUACUUGACUGUAGAGAUCCCCCUCUACAGCUCUGGAAUGAACUAUUUGGAACUGACAUUGUGGGGUCUUGUGUCUAGUGUGGACGUGUCUGUUAUGGAUGCAGAGUCUCUGAGAGUGGAGGACAGUCUUGUCCAUAAAUGCACCUUUCCUGUUGGCGAACUCCUAGUAUGUCUGCCAGAAGGGAGGAUGGUGGCGGUAGUCGACACCACCCGCACCAUACCGCCCACUCACCCCAACCGGACCACCCUAUUGGACCCCAGUUGUGUUCCCAUAGAGACGGACAGUGCCAGAGCAAUGUUCAGCUUCAGCUUGGACUCCUGUGGAACAACUGUAAUCACCAAGGGAAAUUUCCUUGUUUAUAAAAAUCAGAUCAGUUACCCUCAAGAUUUACUGCCUUUGGAUGAGCCUCUCAUACACAGAGAUUCUCCAUACAGGCUGACAAUUCAGUGUCGCUACCCAGCAAACGACAGUCGUACUCUCGCUAUCCAACAGCCUUUGAACUCCUCUCUGAACCUUUCACCCGUGCCAGUCAAACGCACCAGAAGGGAAGCUGCAAACACAGUGUGA
Molecule: messenger RNA, 1818 nt
Organism: Etheostoma spectabile (orangethroat darter)
Lineage: Eukaryota; Metazoa; Chordata; Actinopteri; Perciformes; Percidae
Exons: 14
Coding region: 64-1818 (584 amino acids)
Source: RefSeq, a predicted model, not a curated record